Molecule: messenger RNA, 1017 nt
Organism: Haliotis rubra (blacklip abalone)
Lineage: Eukaryota; Metazoa; Mollusca; Gastropoda; Lepetellida; Haliotidae
Exons: 3
Coding region: 95-661 (188 amino acids)
Source: RefSeq, a predicted model, not a curated record
GGCACUUCCGGGUUUGGGCUACUGGCAACAUGUUAGUGGUAUUGCCCAACUCUAAGCUUCGGAAUUUUCCAGGAUUAAUGUAGCUGCGAAGAAGAUGUCCAAAGUUAUGACAGUUGAUAAGACAUAUCUGCGUUGGCUACCUCUUCUGUGUCUCCUCAUCCCUCCUGCCAAGGCUGCCGCUGUAUCAGUGAGCAUUGAUGGAGGUGAGGUGACGGUGCUGGCGGUGAUGUUGAUGUCAGUGGCUGUCACAGCUGGGCUGGUGGUGCUGCUGUUGAUGUGUACGGACUGCUACAAUUCAGAGGUAGACAGCAGGUCCCACCCUGCCUGUGGGGGUCAUCACACAGUGGGGGGGAACUACCCCACCUCUACCAGUCAAGUUAACGAGGCAGUCUUACAGUCGUCAAUCCGAAACAAUGGGUACCAUACAGGAACCUCGGACAAUUCCCCUCUUCCAUACUCGCUUUCUCCAAGUAAUGUUCCAACUAGUAGCGGUUUCCGUGGUUAUCAGAGUGACACUGUUCCAAGUUCUGCAGCACCAUUAUUGAACAGCAGCACAGGACCUGCUGGGGGCGGAGGUCAAGCAAUAGGAGGGACACACUUCAACCCCCUUGAGCCAGAGGAGCCACCACCAUCUUAUGGUGAAGCUGUGCGAUAUCACUGACAGACACCACAGAAAACAUUGACGUUCUGACACCAUCGUUUUUUUAAUAUGUGUGAACUACCAUCUUGAUGUUUUUGUCUGACAUCACUCCUGCAGAUGGUAAACAAUGCAAGUGAAAUGUGAAUAGAAAAUAGGGAAAGAAAAAAAUGAAAGACGUAUGGUGUUUAGGGACUAAAAUGAAUGACUAAGGUGAAGGUGAUCCAGGAUCCCUCGAUUCUACAAGGGUACAACCUCACCACCUUCCUAGAGUUGCUCGGCUGGCUAUUGUGUUCACAAUUAACUGGUGCCAUUUUCAUACAUUUCCCCAAUAACUGCUCCAUAGUUUAUGUUGUAACAUUAAAUCUGAUGUGUGUUUA